UUUCAAGAUAAAUAAAUAUAUUAGUUAAAUUAUUUAGUUAAUAUUUAGUUUGAGAUUAUCUAUUUUGUACAGAUCAUCAGUAAAAUGGCUUAUUUGUCUCAUGCAGCAUCAUUAUCAGUACUGAACAAUGAUGAGAUUCAGUUUCAUCUCCUCUCUCCUGGUUUCAUUAGUAAAAGAAAAGAAGUCCAUGCUGUUUCUAGAGUAAGCUCCUCCCACUCGCAGCGCUGCAUGUGAAGCUCAAACUCCUGAGAAGAGUAGAAGUGAGGAGAGAGGGAGGGUGAACUGGAGCCUCUGAGGGACUCACAUCACGCAACACCGUGUGUUUGCUCAUAUCUGAGGAGACAGACAGCUUCUGUAGAUUUCCUUCGCAUGCUCAGCUCAGCUAUUGGGUCACAGUGGGACAGCAGUGAUGGAUUUCUCUGUCAGUGAAUGGACUGUCCGCUGGAGGCUUUGCUGCUGGCUUUAAGACCGUCUAUGGAGUUAUGCACUCUUCUGACAAGUGAUAAUAAUCGAUUAUUGAUGACUAUUAUCUUCCCAUAGUAACGAUGACGCGGUGAGUCCCGGUCAUUUGAUGGACUUGCCACAUGCGGGGUCCUUCGCUUCACUUCAGUGCUGAAUGAGGAGUGAAGGAUGCUGGAGUCGCUCAGAUUUCACCCGUGGCCUUUCGUCUUCGCUCACUGUUUGCUCUCGGCGUGUCUUCUCUCCUCUCAGGCGGAGCUCCAGUCGUUUUGCUCACAGCAUGACAUUAACACGGGAGGUGAAGGUCGCCAGCUGUUGUGCCACCGUCGGCCGUACCCGCCUCUGCCUCCUCCUCCCCCCUCCUCCUCCACCGCCUGCGCUGCUCUCUAUGGCACCUGAGGCUUCUGCUCCUCUGCUGGGCUCCUGGUGGAUGGAGAUCAUCGUGGUUGGGACGACAGGAAGUGCUUUGGCUGUCUUCCUUUUGCUAACUGUCAUUAUCUUCUACAAGGCCAUAAAGAGGAAACCACUGAAGAACAAGAAGAAUGGUACAGGUUGUGGAGAAGAUGCCACGAGCUCUUUGAAAAAGACCAAUAAUGCUGCAGUAUAACUUUCACGACAGUGUGUGAAACCCAAAGGAAAUAUUUCCAGCCAAUGUCGAUGAGGUCAGAAUGAUGCAAACUGAUCCAGAGCCCCUCCGGAUGCAAUCUGAAAUUGAAGAUCGAGCUGCUGCUUGAUGUGUUUCUUUCUCAGAGAUGGAAAUCAAUGACAUUCGCAUGCUAGUUUGGUAAAAACCCAGUUACUGACAAAUGUCUGAAUUGAUUUCUUAUAUUCAUUCGCUUUAUGUUAACAUGUUGUGUGUUUUAAAGACUUAUUUGACACAAUGUUUUAUGCAACUUGAUCUGGAAAUCCACAUCAUGGAAGGAGGGGAGUGUAAUGUUGAUGCAUGAUGUGAUGCACAUGACGGAGGUCAGCUGUGUUCACCGGUCACCGCCCUUCAGCUCCUGAUGCUUUGAGAUUUCCAGUCUGUUAUCUCCCUCAAGGGUAGAACACUAAAUGCACGACUAAUAUACCAUGUAAAUUAUAGUAAUUGAAGGCACAAUGGACAUUUGAACAGACCAAAAGCACUUGGCUGUGCUUUGAUUACAUAUUAAUUUCCAUCUGUAAAACAGCGGCCGUGUUUCUCCAGUGUUCUGAGUUCAUGAAUGAUGCCCUUAUAAGGGUGGGAGGAGUCAAUAUGACCCAUGAAGGUCAUAAUUAAGAUAAUUAGCGAUGUUGUUGACCUUGCUGAUGUUCUCUGUGCCAGACAGCGUGACUUGUAUACAUUAGAGCAGAGGAUUUGGAUUUGUUAUUCUUGUGUCUGUGCAACUGCCCUUCUCAAAAAAGUGCCCUAAAAAAUUCAAGAAUAUAUUCCCAGCAGGCAGUCAACAUGAAUUAUAUGUAUAAAAUGGUAUAUAAAUGAUGCAUGAAUGUAAAUACUGAGAAAAAAAAAACGCCUUCAUGACUGUUAAUCACUCAUAUAGAGCACUUGCAUAUGUUUUUACAUAGUAGGAAAUAUAAUUUUGUGUCAUCUGUGAAAGGCUCUAGGUUGGUUAAUGGAAAUGAAAGAAGUUACAAUAUUGAACACCAUAUCCAACAAUUUUCUAAAUCGACUUGUUAGUGGGAAGCCUAAAUGACUAGGAAGCUUGUAUACACAUAGGUUAGGGUCUCAAUUUUCACAAGAUACUGAAAACUGUGAGUUGUGGCAUAAUUGACCCUUCGCAAAGACCCGCCCCCCUUAGUUACUUUGUCCGACAAGCCAUGGCGGUGUCACGCCACACAGAGUGAAAAAUACAUCGCGGAGCAAAGAGGACAACACGUCGACAGACAAGACAGAGCAGGUUACUUAUGAUAUUAAACAAAGUCCCAGCUUUCAAAUUGUGUAGUUUUUUUUAAAGAAAUUAAAGAGUCACAAAAGGUUUUUAUUGUUCUAAUGUGUCGUGACAGAUCGCUGUAGCGCCUCAGCUCAAGUGGUUCAUUAACCGAUCAUCUCUUCCUACUAGUUAAUUUAUAGCAUCAAAUAAACAUGAAUGAACAUCAGAAGGA
Megalobrama amblycephala (Wuchang bream) is the source of this 2541-nucleotide messenger RNA. Its product is annotated as proline-rich membrane anchor 1-like. Lineage: Eukaryota; Metazoa; Chordata; Actinopteri; Cypriniformes; Xenocyprididae. The coding region runs from base 617 to 1066 and encodes 149 amino acids. The record is from RefSeq and is a predicted model, not a curated record. The transcript has 5 exons.